Messenger RNA from Cyprinus carpio (common carp), 4729 nucleotides. RefSeq names its product protein unc-13 homolog C-like. Bases 1 to 3525 code for a protein of 1174 amino acids. Gene Ontology annotation, molecular function: diacylglycerol binding; calmodulin binding; syntaxin-1 binding. NCBI's taxonomy places the organism in Eukaryota, Metazoa, Chordata, Actinopteri, Cypriniformes, Cyprinidae. The transcript has 27 exons. Gene Ontology annotation, biological process: presynaptic dense core vesicle exocytosis; synaptic transmission, glutamatergic; neuromuscular junction development. Gene Ontology annotation, cellular component: terminal bouton; presynaptic active zone cytoplasmic component; neuromuscular junction. The record is from RefSeq and is a predicted model, not a curated record.
AUGACUCUGUGGGUGGAGAGCAGAACACACGUCUCAGCAAAAGUGCAUCAUGGGAAAGGAAAGUGGCGUACAUCACCAGCCCACCUCUCCUUCACUCUCGCUCGCUCUUUGUCUCUUCCAGCUAUAAACAUUGAUUGUGCAUCUUUCUGCCGUCUUGAUGUAAAUUCUCUCUUUUCACAGAAACUGCACGUGCUCAGAAAGACCCUGCAAGCGCUGAUCUAUCCCAUCUCCUCCACCACGCCCCAUAAUUUCGAGGUGUGGACGGCCACGGCACCCACCUACUGUCAUGAGUGUGAGGGUCUGCUGUGGGGCAUCGCCCGGCAGGGCAUGCGCUGCACCGAAUGCGGGGUCAAAUGCCACGAGAAAUGCCAGGACCUCCUGAACGCAGACUGUCUGCAACGGGCUGUGGAGAAGAGCUCAAAACACGGAGCCGAAGACAAAACCCAAAACAUUAUCAUGGCUAUGAAGGAACGGAUGAAGAUCAGGGAGAAGAACCGGCCCGAGGUGUUCGAGGUGAUCCAGGAGAUGUUUCAGCUCUCGAAGGAAGAUGUCAACGCUCACCUGAAGACGGCCAAACAGGCUGUGCUGGAGGGAACGUCCAAGUGGUCUGCUAAAAUCAGCAUCACAGUUGUAUGUGCUCAAGGUUUGCAAGCCAAAGACAAGACGGGCUCCAGCGACCCCUACGUCACUGUACAAGUGGGAAAGACCAAACGCAGGACCAAAACCGUUUUUGGCAAUCUCAACCCGGUCUGGGAGGAGAAGUUCUUCUUUGAGUGUCAUAACGCUACAGACCGUAUAAAGGUCCGUGUGUGGGAUGAAGACGACGACAUAAAGUCCAGGGUGAAGCAGCACUUUAAGAAGGAAUCUGAUGAUUUUCUGGGUCAGACCAUCAUCGAGGUGCGCAUGCUGAGCGGGGAGAUGGACGUCUGGUAUAAUCUCGAGAAGCGGACGGAUAAGUCGAUGGUGUCGGGGGCCAUCAGGCUGAAGAUCAGCGUGGAGAUGAAGGGAGAAGAGAAGGUGGCUCCUCCUCACGGACAGUACACAUGUUUACACGAGAAUCUCUUCCACUACCUGACGGAGGUGAAGAACAGCGGAGUCGUGAAGAUCCCCGAGGUCAAAGGUGACGAAGCCUGGAAGGUUUACUUCGAUGAUGUGUCGCAGGAGAUCGUGGAUGAGUUUGCCAUGCGUUUCGGUGUGGAGUCCAUCUACCAGGCCAUGACGCAUUUCUCAUGUCUCUCGUCCAAGUACAUGUGUCCCGGCGUUCCCGCGGUGAUGAGUAACCUGCUUGCCAACAUCAACGCCUACUUCGCUCACACAACAACAGCAAACACCAACAUCUCAGCCUCCGACCGAUUCGCAGCCUCCAACUUUGGGAGAGAGAAGUUCGUCAAACUCUUGGAUCAGCUUCACAACUCUCUGCGCAUCGACCUCUCCAAGUAUCGGGACAAUUUCCCUGCUGGGAAUCCAGAGAGACUCCAGGACCUGAAAUCAACCGUCGACCUGCUGACGAGCAUCACCUUCUUCAGGAUGAAGGUGCAGGAGCUGCAGAAUCCUCCCAGAGCCAGUAUGGUGGUUAAAGACUGUGUGAAGGCCUGUCUGGACUCCACAUACAAAUACAUCUUUGACAACUGCCAUGAGCUCUAUAACCAGCUGCUGGACCAGGCUAAGAAGCAGGAUCUGCCGCGUGAGGAACAGGGUCCGUCCAUCAAGAACCUGGACUUCUGGCCAAAACUGAUCACGCUGAUGGUGUCUGUUAUAGAUGAAGACAGAAUGGCCUACACACCCAUCAUUAACCAGUUCCCUCAAGAGCUGAAUAUGGGCCGAAUCAGUGCUGAAAUCAUGUGGAACCUCUUUGCCAUGGAUAUGAAGUACGCAAUGGAGGAACAUGACAAGCAUCGUCUUUGCAAGAGCACAGAGUACAUGAAUUUGCACUUCAAAGUCAAAUGGUUUCACAACGAGUACGUCCGAGACCUGCCUGCCUUUAAGGGAAUUCCUCCAGAGUAUUCGCUGUGUAUAGCUCUAGAGAGAGAUAAAAAAGAUGGGUUCCAGCAGACGUCAGAACACGCUCUCUUCUCCUGCUCGGUGGUGGAUGUGUUCACGCAGCUCAACCAAAGCUUUGAGAUCAUUAAGAAGCUGGAGUGUCCAAACCCUCAAGCUCUCGCUCACUUCAUGCGCAGGUUUGCAAAGAACAUAAAUAAAGUUCUUCUCCAGUAUGCUGUGAUCAUCUCUAAAGACUUCAGCAACCAUCUGAACAAAGAGAAAGUGCCCUGCAUACUCUUGAACAACAUCCAGCAGCUCCGAGUUCAGCUGGAGAAGAUGUUCGAGUCCAUGGGAGGAAAGCAGCUGGACGCGGAGGCCAGCGAUCUGCUGAAAGAGCUGCAGAAUAAACUCAAUACGGUGCUGGACGAGCUCAGCGGCGUCUUCGGCUCCAGUUUCAAGCCGGUCAUUGAGGACUGUGUCAAACAAAUGAAUCAGGAGCUGAUGCAGAUGAAGGGAAGCGCAGGGAACAAGAGUAACGCAGCCAUGGACGCAGAGACCGUCCUCAGACCCCUCAUGGACCUGCUGGACAAGAACCUAAUUCUGUUUGCCAAGAUCUGUGAGAAGACGGUUCUCAAACGGGUCCUUAAGGAGCUGUGGAAGAUAGUGCUCAACACCAUCGAGCAACAGAUUGUUCUUCCUCCUCUCUCAGACCAGACACAAGGGGCUCAGAUGAUUUUCAGCGCUGCCAAGGACCUCGGCCAGCUCUCCAAACUCAAGGAGCAUGUGACCCGGGAGGAAGCUCGCAGUCUGAGCCCUCGACAAUGUGCCGCCAUGGAUUUAGUGCUUCCCACCAUCAAGCAAUAUUUCCAUGCGGGCGGAAACGGUCUGAAGAAAACCUUCCUGGAGAAGAGCCCCGAUCUCAAGUCCUUGAAAUACGCCCUCAGCCUUUACACUCAACCCACAGAUGCCUUGAUCAAGAAAUAUAUAUGCACCCAAACCUCUCAAGGUCAGUCCACGUCAGGAUCCAUCGGGGAGGUCGCCAUCCAGGUGGACCUGAUCUCACACCCCGGCACUGGAGAGCACAAAGUCAGCGUCAAAGUUGUGGGUGUGAACAAUAUCAACUGGCAGACGAACGCAAUGUUUCGGCCCUUCGUGGAGGUCAACGCCAUCGGCCCGCACCUGGCUGACAAGAAACGCAAGUUUAGCACCAAAACCAAGAACAACAACUGGUCUCCAAAAUUCAACGAAACAUUCCAGUACGUGCUGAGUAAUGAACACGGCCCAGAGGCCUACGAGCUUCACAUCUCCGUGAAGGACUACUGCUUCGCCCGAGAGGACCGGAUCAUCGGCAUGACGGUCCUGCAGCUCAGAGAACUGACCGAGAAGGGCAGCUUGAACGCCUGCUAUCCGCUCGCCAGGAGCGUAACCAUGGACGAAACCGGCCUGACCAUCUUGAGAAUACUCUCGCAAAGGACCAACGACGAAGUGGCCAAAGAGUUCGUACGUCUCAAAUCAGACACGCGGUCGGCCGAGGAAGUGUCGUAGAGAAGAGCGGUCGUGUUUGUUUUCGUGCAUGUGUGUAAAACAUCUGUUGGAAUGUUCAUUUUAAACUACAAGUACGUACAGAAGUGUUUACCUACCGUAUGCUCUCUAUCAAAUAUUAUAUUCUGCGAAGUUAUGUUCAAGAGACAGUUUUGUAUGACGAUUAGUCUUUUUGAACAGAUCUCGUAUUUGUUCAGAUAAAGUGCCAAACCUGAUGAGUUCAAAAAAACAAAAAACAAAAAAAAAACUAUAGACUAAAUACAAAUGCAUAUGAAUUAUUGGUGAAGUUGGUAUCUUUCUAAAUUUGCUCGAUUAUUUUGUCUGGUGUAUAUCAUCCCUUUUUAAGUGUGUAGCCGUUUUGUUCGUCUUCAUUCCUGCACCGUUUUUGUUCGUUCGUUCGCGUUUUUAACACACGGCACUGGUGGUGCAUGUCUCGUUUUCUUGGUAACGUCUCUCUCCCAUGUGUUCGCAGUGACUGUGGGCAUCGGCUCGGACCUGCUCCACUCCAACGUUUUGUAUACAAGUCCACUUUAAAAAUAGACCAUUUUUUAAAAUGGCGUUGACUGCUACAAAUCUCUUCAUAAGUGUUUGUAAUUUUAUAGUCGUUGACAACAAUGAAAACCACCUUGAGUGCUGCCGGUCCAGGCAGGAGGGGUGGGAUGUUCUUUUCGUUUGUUUUUCGUAGGUUUAGUUGCUUUACGUUUCCUUUUUUACCAUAGGCUUUCAGCCUUUCUGAAUUAUCACUGUGAACAUGGGCUGUGAAAGGCAAGCUUACAUCACAUUUGUUGAUUGUUUGAUAUCAUCUUUUUAUUUUUUCAAACAAGUUUGAUUCUAAAAAAAAAAAGAAAAACUGCCAAAGUUUUAUGAAAAUGUUCUUACAAAAGCAAUCCAUGAUCUGUAUGGAAAUCAGUAUAUGCUAUGUACACGUGCUACAUACUGUACAUUAUGUUUCUAGUAUUGCUGAAUCAGUUUUGAUUGUCGAUGGGCCGGUUUUGACUUUAUUUUGAGAUGAUUUCUGUGGAGUUGUUUUAUCUGGUACGAGCGUGGUAAAUGUUGCUUUACAGAAGAGUCACAUCGAUCGCCGUCAUCUCAUUUAUUUUUGUUUACAGAGGAAAAAGUUUAACAUUUGGUAUUUAUGCAACAUUCCUAUGUAUUGCACUGAUGGCAAAUUGUAUGUCAUGUAAAUAUAUUUAGUGAGAAAUUGUAA